AUGGCCCGCAAGAGCAGUGGAGCACGCAAAGGCCGCGCCGUAAGUGCGUUGGUGCGCGCCGAAGAUGCCGCCGAGGAAGAAAUCCUAGAGACGCCGGCGCUAAGCUCGGCAGCUGCAGCCCGCCGUCUCGUGGCUGAAGCGCAGGCCGAAGCGGAGGGCGCCAAGCGUGAGAGCAAGGGCGUAUACAAUAGGGAGGCACUGCUAGCUCUGGUGAAGGACUGGGACGCCAAGCCGCUGCCGUGGGUAGAGACACUAGACACGUGCGCUGUGUCACUCGAACUGGAAAGCGUACACGACGAUCUAAAGCGUGAGGUGGCUUUCUACAACAACACACUGGCUGGUGUACGUCUUGCAAAGGAGCGACUUAAGAAAGAGGGCGUGGCUUACAAGCGACCGGACGACUACUUCGCUGAGAUGCUCAAGAGCGACGCGCACAUGGCUAAGGUCAAGGAUAAACUCAUUUACGAGCAGAAAAAGAUCACAGCUGUGGAAGAACGCAAGAAAUCACAGGCCCACCGCAAGGUGGCGAAGGAGAUUCAAGCCGAGAAGAUCAAGGAGCGCAACCAGCAGAAGAAAGACACGCUGGAGGCUGUCAAGCAGUGGAAGAAACGUAAAGGAAACGACAAGCGCGGCGGCCUUAAGGACGACGAUGACACUGAGCUGGACUCGAUUGUCAGCGGCAAGCGAAAGCAUGCAGGUGGUGACCGUGACGGCUCUAGCAAGAAGCCCCGCUUUAAUAAGGCACGCGAAGCAAAGAACGCUAAGUUUGGCUUUGGAGGCAAGCGUCGCCACGCUAAGAGUAACACUAAGGAGAGCACGAACGACAUGUCAUCUUUCCCUGGUGCACGUAAGGCCAAGAUGAAGAGUCAGGCCGCAGCCAAGGGCGGCAAGCGUGCUGGCAAGGCCCAACGCGCCAACCAACGCAACCAGAGCAGGCGGUAGAUGGAUUGAUUGGCGGCUAGGUAGGCUACUGCUGGGCAAGGCCUCCCGGCUCGCUUCUAGAUGAUAACAGAGCUUUUUGGUAUUUUAGAAACACCGAUUUGUGUUUU
Messenger RNA from Phytophthora infestans T30-4, 1049 nucleotides. RefSeq names its product rRNA-processing protein EBP2, putative. Gene Ontology annotation, biological process: rRNA processing; ribosomal large subunit biogenesis. The transcript has 2 exons. The record is from RefSeq and is a predicted model, not a curated record. NCBI's taxonomy places the organism in Eukaryota, Oomycota, Peronosporomycetes, Peronosporales, Peronosporaceae. Bases 1 to 942 code for a protein of 313 amino acids. Gene Ontology annotation, cellular component: preribosome, large subunit precursor; nuclear periphery; nucleolus.